This is a messenger RNA of Penicillium angulare, 2334 nucleotides long. Its product is annotated as snoRNA-splicing protein PRP40. Gene Ontology annotation, molecular function: protein binding; RNA binding. Gene Ontology annotation, biological process: mRNA cis splicing, via spliceosome. The record is from RefSeq and is a predicted model, not a curated record. The transcript is spliced from 4 exons. Lineage: Eukaryota; Fungi; Ascomycota; Eurotiomycetes; Eurotiales; Aspergillaceae. Gene Ontology annotation, cellular component: U1 snRNP; U2-type prespliceosome. Bases 1 to 2334 code for a protein of 777 amino acids.
AUGAACCCAAAGAAUGGCCCAGGUGGUGCCUCAACCAUUUGGCAGGAGGCGCGCAAUGCCGAGGGAAGGGUUUACUACUAUAAUGUGCAGACAAAAGCGACACAAUGGGCUAAGCCCGUUGAGCUGAUGACUCCUGUUGAGCGUGCGCUAGCAGAUCAACCUUGGAAGGAGUAUACAGCGGAUGGUGGACGAAAGUACUGGUAUAAUACGGAGAGCAAACAGAGCACAUGGGAAAUACCUGAGGCUUACAAGAAUGCGCUUGCGCAAGCUCCUCCUGUGCCAGGUCCGCCAGUGGCUGCUCCUUCUUUCGUUGCAGGUGGCGGUAGCUCCUACUCGCACCCACACCAUGAACGCGAUGAUUACGAUCGGGGUGACCGCGGCGAUCGAGGUGACAGAGGCUACAACGACCGACGAGGAUACGGUAAUUUCGAUACAAACGGCAUGGUUGCUGCCCCAGCAAUGAACACUUCGGAGCCCGAAUACGGCUCUAUCGAAGAAGCUGGGGGCGCUUUUAUGAAGAUGCUCAAAAGGCACAAUGUGCUGCCCGAUUGGACUUGGGAGCAGACCAUGCGGGUGACGAUUAAGGACCCGCAAUAUCGGUCUCUGAAGGAUCCGCGAGAUCGUAAAGCUGCUUUUGAGAAAUACGUGGACGAGGUUCGCACGCAGGAGAAGGGUCGGGCGAAAGAAAGAUUCGCUAAGCUCCGAGCAGAUUUCAACACUAUGCUGCAGCGCCAUCCUGAGAUCAAGCACUACAGUCGCUGGAAGACGAUCCGUCCCAUUAUCGAGGGUGAGACGACUUUCCGAGCCACCAGUGAUGACAACGAGAGACGCCAACUCUUUGAAGAUUACGUGAUUGAGCUCAAGAAAGCCCAUGUGGAUCAAGAAGCCGCUACACGGAAGGUCGCCAUGGAUGAGUUGGUUGGUAUCCUUAACGGUCUGGACCUUGAACCGUACACGCGCUGGUCCGAGGCUCAGGUGGUCAUCGAGUCCAAUGACAAGGUGCAGGGUGAUGUUAAGUUCAAGUCUUUGACCAAGUCCGAUAUUUUGACUGCAUUUGAGAAUCAUAUUAAGUAUUUGGAACGUACAUUCAAUGAUGCCCGUCAGGAGCAGAAGACUGUUCAAGCCCGCAAAGAGCGCCGCAACCGAGAACAUUUUCUCGAACUCUUGAAGGAAUUGAGGUCUCAGGGUAAGAUCAAAGCAGGAAGUAAGUGGAUGAACAUCUGCCCUGUGAUUCAAAAUGAUCCCAGGUACCAAGCUAUACUGGGUCAGUCUGGGUCGACUCCCCUUGACAUGUUCUGGGAUAUGGUGGAGGAGGAAGAGCGCUCGCUUCGUGGUCCUCGUAAUGAUGUGCUGGAUGUUCUUGAUGACCAACGCUAUGAGGUUACCGCGAAAACUACCUUUGAAGAAUUUAAACCUGUCGUCGAAUCCGACCGGCGAACCUCUAAAAUUGACCCUGACACGCUCCAGCUCAUCUUCCAACGUAUCCAAGACAAAGCAAUUCGCCGGGAUGAAGAGGAGAAACAUGCAGCUGAUCGCCACCAACGCCGUGCUGUCGAUGCACUCCGUUCACGAAUCAAGCGCAUCGAGCCCCCACUGCGGGUUACGGAUACCUGGGAUCAGGUCCAACCUCGACUAGAAAAGUACGAAGAAUACAAGGCCGUCGAAAGCGACGAGAUGCGGGAGUCUGCAUUCGACAAAGUAAUCCGACGCUUGAAAGAAAAAGAAGAAGAUCUAGAGAAAGACCGCGAGUUGCGAGAGCGCGAUCGAAGCCGUCGAGACAAUGAUCGUGAAUAUCGCAGUCGGGGAGAACGACGAGGUGGCAGCCGCGCCAGUCGCUCGCCCGAGCCAGACGCCUAUGAGGCAGAUCGACGCAAAGCCCAGGCAGAUCGCGAACGAUCUUACCGUACGCGUGACGAUCGCGGCGAUCGCAGCGAUCGAGAUAGAGAGCGUGACCGAGACCGCUACCGUGAUCGGGAGCGGGAACGGGACUUCGAUCGCCGCCCAGGCAGGGAUUUGGACCGCCGGGAAGACGAACGUGAGCGCUUAUACCGUACUCGUGGUGAUCCUCGUGGAAGUCGCGAUGAGCUCGAUUAUGGAGAAACCCGCAGCACCACUAGUGGUGGAGACCGUAGACGCAGACGGGAGAGUGACACUGAGAGUGUAGCAAGUCGUUCUGUGAAGCGAUAUCGCCGGGAUAGUCGUGAACGGGACCGCAGCAAGGGACCACGACGAGACCGUGGAAGAGAGCGCCCUGCCAUUCCUGAGGAAGACAUCAAAGAUGCAGAAAAGGCAAUUCAUUCUGGAAGUGAGGAAGGAGAGAUUGAAGAGGAUUAG